UUUAGGCGGCCGAGACAGCUAGUUGGUCGGAUGCGGAAGUGCUUUCCAGGCCGUUUACAGAAAGGUCUACUCAACACCCUGCAAAAAAUCUGGUUGACACAGUGAUUCCCCCCUCUUUAGAUGCGCCCCCUUGUUUCCGACUUCCAGUGUACAGCUCGCAGGAAUCGUGGGGAAGAGUGCUAGAUUGAAUCAGCAUUUAAAGACUUCUUUACAGCACCUGAGCUAGACAGCUCCAGUAAGCUCAGCUUUCAUACUACAUUUGUUUUCUCAAGAAAAGCAGGAAAUGGCCAAACCCCAGGAACCAGUGACAUUUGAGGAUAUAGCUGUGGAUUUCACGCAGGAGGAGUGGCAGUACCUGAACUCUCCACAGAGGACCCUGUACCGAGAUGUGAUGCUUGAGACCUACAGCAACCUCGUUUCCGUGUGUGAGGUGGCUUCCAUAGGCUCUGAAGACCAAGGAGGUAUCUCUCAUUUAUCAUCCUUAGAACAGCAGGUUACUAAGCCAGAUCUCAUUAUCAAGUUGGAGGUAGAAGAACCAGACCCAGAAGAUGGGGAAAUUCCAGUUUGGAGCUUUCCAGAAGUCUGCCAGAUUAAUGAACAAUUUGAGAGGCAACAACAAGAUAAGCAAGAUAAGUAUCUGUUGAUGCAAGUUAGACUCCCUAAUGACAACAUAAUUAUCAAGAGUGGCCAGAACUAUACUGAUUUUAGAAAUGCAUUUCAUCUGAGCACAGGCCUUCUUGUUCCAAUGCAGAGAUCCCAUAAAUUUGAAUCAUUUGGAAAUACUAUGGUAGACAACUUAAACUUGCUUACUAAAAGCUCUACAGAAAAUAAACAUGAUACUGGGGGUGCAAAAUUUUUCUUCCAUACAGAAUAUGAAAACCCUAAUUUCAUAGUGAAACCCUGUGGAUAUAAAGAAUAUGAGAAAACCCUCAGGCGAAAGAAAGGUCUUAGCCUUCAUCAGAGAAUUAAAAAUGGAGAGAGGCCUUUUGAAUGCACUGCAUGUCAGAAAACCUUCAGCAAAAAGUCACACCUCAUUGUCCAUUGGAGAACUCAUACAGGAGAGAAACCAUUUGAAUGUUCUGAGUGUGGGAAAGCCUUUAGCCAAAAGUCUCAGCUCAUUAUACACCUCAGAACUCAUACAGGAGAAAGACCUUUUGCAUGUCCAGAAUGUGGCAAAGCCUUCAGAGAAAAGUCAACUGUCAUCAUACAUUAUAGAACUCAUACAGGAGAGAAGCCUUAUGAAUGUAAUGAAUGUGGGAAAGCCUUUACUCAGAAAUCAAACCUCAUUGUUCAUCAAAAAACCCACACAGGAGAAAAAAACUAUGAGUGUACCAAGUGUGGGGAAUCUUUCAUACAGAAACUUGACCUAAUUAUACACCAUAGUACUCAUACAGGAAAGAAGCCUCAUGAAUGUAAUGAGUGUAAGAAAACUUUCAGUGAUAAGUCAACCCUCGUUAUACAUCAGAGAACUCACACUGGAGAGAAACCUCAUAAGUGUACUGAAUGUGGGAAAUCUUUCAAUGAAAAGUCAACCCUCAUUGUGCACCAAAGAAUUCACACUGGUGAGAAGCCCUAUGAAUGUGAUGUGUGUGGGAAAACUUUCACCCAAAAAUCAAAUCUGGGUGUGCAUCAAAGAACUCAUUCAGGAGAGAAACCCUUUGAGUGUAAUGAAUGUGAGAAAGCCUUCUCUCAGAAAUCCUACCUCAUGCUACAUCAACGAGGCCACACUGGCGAGAAGCCCUAUGAAUGCAAUGAAUGUAAGAAGGCAUUUUCCCAGAAGUCCUAUCUCAUUAUACAUCAAAGAACUCAUACAGAAGAAAAACCCUAUAAAUGUAACGAGUGUGGAAAGGCCUUUCGAGAAAAAUCAAAGCUCAUUAUCCAUCAGAGGAUCCACACAGGAGAGAAACCCUAUGAAUGCCUUGUGUGCUGGAAAGCUUUCAGCCAGAAGUCACAGCUCAUUAUCCAUCAGAGAACACACACAGGAGAAAAGCCCUAUGAAUGCACAGAAUGUGGCAAAGCAUUCAGAGAAAAAUCGACAUUCACUGUACAUCAAAGAACUCACACUGGAGAGAAGCCCUAUAAGUGUACAGAAUGUGGGAAAGCCUUUACCCAGAAAUCCAACCUUAUUGUACAUCAGAGGACCCAUACAGUAAAGAAAGCCCAUUGAAAAGACCACAUUCAAAAGUCAAAGCCUACUACGCUAUAGUGUCUUUUAUAUAUUAAAAAGGAAAUAUCUAUUCAUUAAAUCUUUUAAAGUAUGACCUGGAUUCUAGCCUAAUCAUUGGGAUAAACUGCAUUUCCUUUCAUCUUUUUCACCUUAAUGCAAGUUGAAAAAGUAGUAUAUGUGUAAUUUCUUUGAAACCACUGGGUUGCCAGAUGAAGAGACUAAAUCAGGCACCAGUGCAGGAGAUUUAAGGGCUUCAGAAGUGAGGCAGCAUAGCUAAGGACCCUGGAGAGGGUUCAGUAGCACACCAAAGUGCAUGACCACAGACAGAUGUGACAAAAACCAUAUGAGGUCUGGGGAGAAACAAGCAGAAAAACCUUGCAUUUACAGAAAUUAAUCUGAUGAGAUUUGAGGAACAGCUAGAGUUGGGGAAGAUGGGUUUAAUAAAGUGAUAGUUGGUCUUGUUUAAUGAUUUGGACAAAGUAAAGUCUGAAAGAACUAAUAUGUGUUAAGGGGGUGUCUCAGUUGUUUAAAAAACUGAUAUCCUGGCAUGUUCUCCACAAAAAACUUUUGGCAAAUAGCAAAUCCAGGAAUGACUUUUCUCAUUCAAAGAAAAGCAUUUAAAGGUAAUUAAAACCACAAAUAAAUUUCCACUUCUGGGAAUACAUAUACUCGUAUAUGUGUAAAAAUAAUCAAAAUGCAGAGGUAUUUGUUGAUGCAUUGUUUGAAAACAAAAGAUUAGAAGCUGUUGAAAUUGCAUCAUGUGGAUUCUGCUUCCUGAAACUGAUAUAUUCAUAUAGUAGACUCCUCAGAGACAAAAAUGAACAGAAAGAAUGUGGAUAUCACUUCUCUAGUGAUUUGAGAUAAUCUCCAAGUUACAUCAUUAGCUACAAAAAGCAACACACAAUAAAGUGAGUAUUAUGUGCUACUAUUUGUAUAUAAAGGGGAGGAAAUUGUAAGUACAGAAUGAAUUGUAUGUAUAAACUGUUCCUGGAAAGGAAUAUAAAAAUGUAAUUAAAAUUACUAUCUUACAAAAGGAAAGAGGUCAGUAGGUGACUAGGGAGAUAAAACUUGGAGAUACAUUUUAUAUUCUUUCAUAGCUUUGGAAAGUUGUACAGUGUGAAUAUACUACCUGUUUGAAAAACCUAUCUUUAAAAGCAUAUUGUAUUCCUUUAAUGGUCACUCUACAUACAGAAUUCAUAACACUUAAUAUAAGCUUGAUAGAGUUUAUUUUCAGUGAGCAAAUUCAAUAACCAGGCAAACAGAGAAACAAAAAUAUUCAUUCAGUUCCUAAGAUAUGUAGACAUUUUUCCCAAACCUAAAGUGAAUCUGUGUGUGUGGUCACCUGGGGACCAUAUUACAUAAGCCUAAAAUAACAAAAUCUGGAACAUAUUUCCAAUUUAGGUGCACAGUAACACAUGUGGGAAUUACCAUAUUACAUAAGCCUAAAAUAACAGAAACUGGAACACAUUUCAUAUUUAGAGUGCACAAUGACACUUGUGGGAAGUUACUUUAUUAAAAUCCAUUUAUAUCUUUUCAAAUCUUAAAGUGAUUUAAAAUUACUCCAUUUUUACAAAAAACAUAAAAUGCCAAUUCAACAGGAGGUAGAAUAACAUCCUAUAAAUAUCAUACUAGUGCUGGUGACAUGUAUUUUCUAAAAUCAGAGAUGAAAUUGGGACCCAUGAGAACAAUGUAACAUUUUCUGGAGAACAAGAGGUCUUGUUUGUGGAUUACUGUAUUUAUAAGCCCUCUUUUUAAUGUGGCUAUUAUUCAUUGAUUCUUGUCUAGCAUUAAUAAGCAACACAAGCUAUGUAAAACCUGGAGGUCAGCUGGGUUUGUACUUACCAAAACAGAUGAAUUAGACUUGAGUCUGUUUGUGCCUUUCUAGACUACCUAUUUUUAAGAGUGUGUGUGUCCCUGUCUCAAAAAAAAAA
Mus pahari (shrew mouse) is the source of this 4098-nucleotide messenger RNA. RefSeq names its product zinc finger protein 182 (gene Znf182). NCBI's taxonomy places the organism in Eukaryota, Metazoa, Chordata, Mammalia, Rodentia, Muridae. The coding region runs from base 284 to 2167 and encodes 627 amino acids. The record is from RefSeq and is a predicted model, not a curated record. Gene Ontology annotation, biological process: regulation of transcription by RNA polymerase II. Gene Ontology annotation, molecular function: RNA polymerase II cis-regulatory region sequence-specific DNA binding; DNA-binding transcription factor activity, RNA polymerase II-specific. The transcript has 6 exons.